This is a messenger RNA of Ochlerotatus camptorhynchus, 694 nucleotides long. Its product is annotated as peptide methionine sulfoxide reductase-like. Lineage: Eukaryota; Metazoa; Arthropoda; Insecta; Diptera; Culicidae. The coding region runs from base 50 to 655 and encodes 201 amino acids. The transcript has 3 exons. Gene Ontology annotation, molecular function: peptide-methionine (S)-S-oxide reductase activity. The record is from RefSeq and is a predicted model, not a curated record.
UAAACCAUUGCAUCAUGUGGACACUCCCUUCGAGAAGGCCACUUUUGGAAUGGGUUGCUACUGGGCUUGCGAUUCCCUGUUUGGAGCAACCAAAGGGGUUCUGCAAACCCGAGUCGGUUAUGCUGGCGGGACCACUGAGUCACCGAGGAGCAAGCACGUUGGGGAUCAUGUUGAGGUGAUUGAGAUUCACUUCGAUCCGAAGCAGAUAACCUACAAGGAGCUGUUGGAAUUGUUCUGGAAGAACCAUGAAUACCGAGAAUCGGCACGGCUCAAAAGGGAGUACAUGACCAUGAUCAUGUAUCAUACAGACGAGCAGCGACUGCUGGCGGAAGCUAGCAAAUCCGAACAGCAGGUUCAGGAAGGAGAAGAGUUGGUUGUCACGGAGAUCGUCCCAGAGAGUCACUUAUAUCCGGCGGAAAAUCAUAAUCAAAAAUAUCGACUGCAAGGACACGUGGAUCUAGCUAAGGGACUCGAUCUGACGCCGGAACUUCUGCAGACUUCUCAUUUGGCUGCCCGCCUGAAUGGCUAUCUGGUUGGAGUCGGAGGACUGCCUCAGUUUGAGGAAGAAGUUGGAAAACUUGGUUUGACCGAAGAACAAGCACAAUACGUACGAAAUUAUCUGAUUCAAAACGAAGGUGGCGGUCUUUCCUGUUAAUCUCACGGAAACAAUAAACGACCGACUGAUGAUUGAAAA